UUGUACUGUGUGCCCUGUGGAGCUUACAGUCUCAUGACGUGAUUCUAGUUUUCCUUUACUGAUUUAACUAUCCUGAAUUUCUUGUUUGUUGUAUGUAGCUCUUAUUUAACUGGAUCUCUGCAGCUGGCACUCCACUGUGGUACAUGGAGAAAGAAUACACAUAUUAAUGGAAAGAAAACAUUUGAAAAAAGAGAUUGAAAAACUCUUGGGAGAUUAUGUUGGUGUCAAACUUCGGGAAAAUGAAUUUGACCCACAAGGAAAGAGACAGACCAACUUUCUAGAAGGCUUGGCUCACUAUGACUUGGCUAUAAAUGUUGCUUUACCUUGGCUCAGUGAUUCAGAAGCCCAAAUGCCUUGGGAAAAAGAAAAAAUGAAACUACCAUUACAUCGCCGAUACAUCUAUCCCAGCCGAAUUGAGAGAGAAGCUAUGAUUUUAUCAUCUUAUGCUGGAAUGCUAAUGGUAUACCCCUUUGAACAUAAGAACAUAAGAAGAGCCUGCUGGAUCAGGCCAGUGGCCCAUCUAGUCCAGCAUCCUGUUCUCGGCCACUGGAUUCAUCCUUGUAAUCUCUCACUGCAUCCUUUUGCCAUGUUGACAGCCCCCAAAGCUGCAGAAUAUGCCUGGAAACAGAGUGUCAAGUUCCACAGGACAGCAGCAAACCGAAAUGCCCCCAAGGAGCUCAACAAAAAAACUGGACACCACUUAGAAACAACCAGAACCUUUCUUUUCAAGAAAGCAACAUCUUGAGAAACCAGGUUCUGACUCCAGAAGAAGCUUUUCUGUGUGGAAACACAGCUAGAAGGAUGUUUGCAGAGGAGAAUGGGAGGUGUCCAAAGGGUUCAUUACCCAUCACUCUGCUUGCCCUUUUGUUCAUGUUAAUCAUCAAGCACUUUGGGGAAACUAUAUAUUGCUGGUAUGUACAGUUCUGCCCUAAGAAUGCAGUCCUAACUCUGUGAUAUAUCAUUCUGAGCAAAAAUAGAAUCUGAGCAAAAAUAGUUAAAAUUGUGCUUUAAGUUAUAUUGGCCUUAGUUGGAUUUCCAAGUUCUACCCGCUUAGAUCUGAGGUCUUGACCAUGUAUUUCCACAUUAUAUUGGCCAUGUUUGACUGAGCUGCUUUAUUCUUGUGCCUUGCCUUGCCUUCAGACACAUCACAACAACAGUAUUACAUAACAGGCAAGUUCACCAAGAUCAUUUUGUGAAGUUUUGUAUUUCUCUGUGAAAAUAAAAAAUAUUGCAAACAAAUAUCUUUUUCACAGCAACAGAAACAAAGACUUCACUGAUAGGGUCAGUGUGGAGUGAAGAAUUGUACAAAUCCUGGUGAUGGAGAUAACUCCACUGCUAUAUAAAUACAAAGAUCACUGGAAAUUCAGCAAUUUAAAAACAACAGACUGCAAUCCUAAUUCCACUUACCUGGAGUAAGCCCUAUUGAAAUCAGUAGAACUCAUUCAAUAGAACAUGGUUAGGAUUUUGCUGUUAGAUGGCAAAGACAGUGGACACUGCAAGGCUGCGGUCCCAUCUAGCCCCAAACAUGACCCCUGAUCCCAGAAUACCCCCAUCUGCAUUUCAGUUUCUUCACAGGAAAGGGGUUAUUUAACACCCUUCCCUGCAGAGAGAAUAGCAACGGAGAAUUUGUCAGAGUCCUCCUGUAAUACAUCUCAACUGCUUCAUAUUCUAUGUGAGCAAAACACUAUCAAACUCUAUCAAAGGGGAGGGUGUUUUCUGAGUGUCUUUUCUUUCAUUCUGCAAAUCAUUUCUCUGGUGGACUGCACUCUGUAGCCUUCCACCUAUAGGUGCCCAAACUUCAAUUAAAACCCUGGGGAAGACAUCAAGAGGCAACUCCUCCCAUGGGUGUUUUUUUUCAGUUCAGGAAGUGCAGGCAACUGGGAAGGGUACAGAGUGCUGGAGAAAUGUUUACUGGAAACACAUACACACACCACCAAUGGCCACCUUGCAAUAAAAGGGUAAGCUCAAAAACCUGCACCAAUAAAAAUUCUGAAGAAAUUCUAAAUAAAUUCUUAACUUCCAUGAAAAUGAGGUAGGGAAAGACAAAUUUUGAGAAAUUGGAGGACAGCAUGAGCAUCUCUUUAUACUAAAUGUAUGUCCUACCUUUCUGAGCAACAAGCCAACUCAAGGCAGCUGACAACUAAUUAAUGAUGGUUUUCCAUAUGUCCUUAUUUAAGGGGAACAGAUUUUCUUGUUCAUUGGUUGCCACAAAUAGAAGGUUGCUAACAUUCCUUUGAUUACUUUGCACUCUUUAAAGAUUCCAACUUUAAAUGUCACUUAAAUUAUAAAUCCAUUUGUGCGAACAAUUAUCCUACCUAGCUAGAUUGCCUUAUGAACAGUUGUGUAGCUAUGUUGUCUCACUAUGGUCAUUUGCUGUUCUGUGGAACUUGCUGUUCAGAAUAAUUAUUUUUCAAAAAGUUCUUUAUUAAGCAACAAAUAACAAUAAACUUUAUUCUCUCA
Messenger RNA from Rhineura floridana, 2460 nucleotides. RefSeq names its product chromosome 2 C2orf80 homolog (gene C2H2orf80). The transcript is spliced from 7 exons. The coding region runs from base 167 to 745 and encodes 192 amino acids. The record is from RefSeq and is a predicted model, not a curated record. NCBI's taxonomy places the organism in Eukaryota, Metazoa, Chordata, Lepidosauria, Squamata, Rhineuridae.